Schizophyllum commune H4-8 is the source of this 1454-nucleotide messenger RNA. RefSeq lists its product as uncharacterized. Lineage: Eukaryota; Fungi; Basidiomycota; Agaricomycetes; Agaricales; Schizophyllaceae. The transcript has a single exon. Gene Ontology annotation, molecular function: protein dimerization activity. The coding region runs from base 219 to 1331 and encodes 370 amino acids. The record is from RefSeq and is a predicted model, not a curated record.
CGCCGCCUGAAGCUGUCUCAUCAUGGACGAACGUGCGCACUCGCUGUCCAAUCGCAGACUUGGCUGCGGUCGUGUGCGUGCCCAAAAUGGAAGACAAGCAUAGCACGUUGCUGGGCAUAGGAGGGGCACACGAGCAAUCCUGGGCGUUCGCUGACGAGCUAUCUCUAUAAACACGUUGACCCUCUUCCUUACCCUCCCAAUCUCUGCCGUCUACCGCCAUGUCUACCAGAAGCUCGUACGCGGCCAGCGCGAACCCUGCUCGCAAGGCAAAGCGAGCUCGCCUUGUAAACUCAACCGACGCUCUCCAAGGCUCUGCAGAUCUUCGCUCUGCCUCGCCCCAUCAGCCCUUCAUCCUCCCCAAACCUGCGUCCAAGCCCAUCGUCGAUACGCCGCCCGUGAUGACUCUAUCACCUGUCAAGCGCGGUCGCAAGCCCAGCGGCGUCUCGCGCGCGUCGCGUGAAGCGCAGCGCAAGCUCAAUCACUCCAUCAUCGAGAAGGCUCGUCGCACCAAGAUCAACGAGGCACUCUCGACCCUCAGCUCGUUGAUCCCGGCCGACUACGACAAUCGCCCGGCUGACGUCGACGACACAGGGAAGGAGGAUGCAGACGACAGCGGUGACGAUGACGAAGACUACGUCGACCGCAAGCAGACAGCGGGGCGGCGUGGAGGGCCGAAGAAGGAGAAGGAGUUCAAGCUCGAGAUCCUCGUGAAGACGGUGGCGUACAUGCAGGAUCUCAUCCAGCGCGUCACGGACCUCGAGGCUGAAGCGAAGGUGCCGGCAUCUGCGUCAUUGCCUUCCCCGUCGUGUGCCAACUGCGGCACUCGCACGGCGACGAAGCGGAAGCGGGGCGCGAGUGACUCCUUCGACGGCACGCGCGAGCCUGCUAGCGACGAGAGUGCUACUCCCAGACUACCCUCCAUCUCCGAGAUGCUCUCCGAGCGUACUCGCGAUGUCGAUGCGGGGUCCUAUCUCCCUUCGCCCCCAUCUUCUACCAAAUUCCCCGCUCGCGGCCGGUCGGACAGCCUCGAUAUUCCGCCUCCGCUGUCUCUGGGUCCGACUCUGCAAGCCGCUGCUGCCAAAUCUUCGUCGCCCGCUACGCAGUCUUGCGCCGCCAUACCGCUCAUCUCGCCCACGACAUCUCCUCUCCUAUCGCCGGAGGACGAGUCCGCUGCGUCGCUUCUACUGAACAUGAGGUCGUCAACGAUAGGAGGACAUGGCAUGAGAGAUCUUGAAAUGGGGAAUGGAGGCUUUGCGUCACACGCACUCUCUCGCGAGUAUGUCGGGAAGGAGAAGCAGACCCCCAGUUCGUUGUUGGGCAUUGUUCUAUGAAUCUUGGAAGGCUCUACUACUCUAUUAUAUCCAACUCUGCUCCGUACUGUAUAUCAAUGUGUACCUUGUAUGUAUGUUUGUCCGUUCCCGCAUAGAUUUGAACAUGAUUUCCUAGAGACGCAA